AUGGGCGAAAGAGGCAAAGACAUAAAAAUCAUCGCCAAAAUAGAAAACCAGGAAGGUAUGGAUAAUGCUGAUGAGAUUAUUGAGGAAUCAGACGGCAUUAUGGUAGCGAGAGGUGAUCUUGGAAUUGAAAUCCCUGUCGAGAAGGUGUUCCUUGCUCAGAAGAUGCUGAUAGCAAAGUGUAACAAAGCCGGUAAACCAGUCAUUUGUGCUACUCAAAUGCUCGAAUCCAUGGUGAAGAAACCACGCCCAACUCGCGCCGAAGGCAGUGAUGUUGCCAAUGCGGUUUUGGAUGGUGCGGAUUGUGUUAUGCUGUCUGGUGAGACUGCAAAAGGAGAUUAUCCGGUCGAGGCUCUGAAGAUCAUGCACUUCAUCUGCAAG
Molecule: messenger RNA, 378 nt
Organism: Cooperia oncophora
Lineage: Eukaryota; Metazoa; Nematoda; Chromadorea; Rhabditida; Trichostrongylidae
Source: the annotation of a GenBank genome assembly